Molecule: messenger RNA, 4266 nt
Organism: Hippoglossus stenolepis (Pacific halibut)
Lineage: Eukaryota; Metazoa; Chordata; Actinopteri; Pleuronectiformes; Pleuronectidae
Gene: atl3
Product: atlastin 3
Exons: 14
Coding region: 198-1733 (511 amino acids)
Biological process (GO): endoplasmic reticulum organization; protein homooligomerization
Molecular function (GO): GTPase activity; GTP binding
Source: RefSeq, a predicted model, not a curated record
GCAGGCUGAAACCGGAAGUCUGUUAGUUUCGCGUUGGAAAAAAGUUCUCAUGCUUGUUUUCAUGCCAGUUUAGAAAGAAAAAAAACUUGUCAGUUGUUUGUCGACUCUCGUGAGGUUGUGUUUGAGGAAGCUGCAGGAGACACUUCACCGGGAAACAGCUGCCACCGCUACGAGAAGGGACUAGUACCUCCAGAAGGAUGAGGGGUGAACCAGGUCCAGUUCAGAUCGUCACAGUGUCUAAGGACGACCACUCGUUUGCGUUGGACACAAAGGCUCUGGCUGAGGUUCUGUUGGCUCCAGAGGUGCGAGACAAACAUGUGGUGGUGCUGUCGGUGGCCGGAGCCUUCAGGAAGGGAAAGAGCUUCCUGCUGGACUUCAUGAUCCGUUACAUGUACAGGAAGGGGGACGAGAACUGGCUGGGUGAGGAUGAUGAGCCACUGACUGGAUUCUCCUGGAGAGGUGGAUCAGAACCAGAGACGACAGGCAUCCAGCUGUGGAGUGAAGUUUUCCUCAUCCCAAAGAGCGACGGCACAGAGGUGGCAGUGCUGUUGAUGGACACUCAGGGAGCCUUCGAUGAUCAGUCCACAGUGAAGGACUGUGCCACCAUCUUUGCCCUCAGCACCAUGACCAGCUCAGUACAGAUCUACAACCUGUCACAGAACAUUCAAGAGGACGACCUGCAACAGCUACAGCUGUUCACGGAGUAUGGUCGUCUUGCUUUGGAUGAAAUCUUCCAGAAACCCUUUCAGUCACUGAUGUUUCUUAUCAGGGACUGGAGUUUUCCCUAUGAAUACACCUACGGGUUUAAAGGAGGCCACGAGUUCCUCGAUAAACGUUUGCAGGUUAAGGAGGCCCAACACGAGGAGCUGCAAACAGUGAGGGAUCACAUACAUUCAUGCUUCACCAAAAUUUCCUGCUUCCUGUUGCCUCACCCUGGGUUGAAGGUCGCCACCAGCCCCUCAUUUGAGGGACAACUUCGCGAUGUGGCGCCAGAGUUCCGAGAUCAGCUGAAGAGUCUGAUUCCUAAACUGCUGAAUCCAGAUCAUCUGGCUGAGAAAGAGAUAAACGGAAACAAGGUCACCUGCAUGGGCCUGCUCGAGUUCUUCAAGGCUUAUAUCAAGAUUUACCAGGGUGAAGAUUUACCACAGCCAAAGACGAUGCUCAUGGCUACAGCAGAGGCCAACAACCUGGCAGCUGUAGCCACAGCCAAAGAGCAGUAUUACAAGAGCAUGGAGAAGGUGUGUGGGGGAGACCUGCCCUAUGUGGCUCCUGAGUCUCUGGAGGAAAAGCAUGUGUUUAACUCCCGAGAGGCUCUUCACUCCUUCUCAUCCACUAAGAAAAUGGGCGGACAGGAGUUCUGCGAUCAAUACCAGACACAGCUGGAAAGGGAGCUGGGGGAGAUGUGGCAGUCUUACUGCAAACACAAUGAGUCAAAAAAUCUCUUCAGUGCCUUCCGGACGCCUGCAGUGCUGUUUGUCUUGGUGUGCCUCCUCUACGUGGUGUCGGGUGUGCUUCUCUUUGUUGGCCUGUCUACCAUCGCUUUGGUGUGUGACUGUACUCUGGGCGUGGUCAUGAUGUCCAUGCUGACGUGGGCCUUCAUCCGCUACUCUGGUCGGUACCGGCAUGUGGGCGGAGCCAUCGACCAGGCUGCAGGUGUCGUUCUGGAGCAGGCGACCGUGGUGAUGAACAAGUCGAGGGGGGUGAUUCCUGUCGACACGAAGAAAUCCAGUUAGAGGACCUGUGCAUCCUCAUAAUCUCGAUGCAACACAACAUAAGCACACAUUCAGCAGUAAAGCCUUAUCACGCCACCCACUGUAACAAACAUGCAGCUAAAACACAUUGGCACAGGGUUCAAAUAUGAUGCCAAUACACCAGCAUCUCUAUUAUGCAGAAUUGCUCAUAGAAAGGUGACUGGAUUCACUGAGGGGGUCAAUGUUCCAGUUUCCUAACAGACGAGUCAAUGUUUACUUAAAAAAACUAAAGAAAAACACUUAUUUCAGCUGAACACAUCUGAUAUGUGGUUCAGAGCGGCCGAGACGUCUCACACAUGCACAUUAACAGAAAACACGAACGCAAAAGUGACAGCACAACUACAAAAGCCACACAAUGGAAACACAAUCACAACAAAAGUGAACGAAGCAGAGUUAGUUUGGUCAAGUCAUGGAUGUACGAGUCAAGCGAGCUGUCGUUUGUGAAAACGCAGACAAGUCAGUUGCCACUUACAACGCGAUGCUUAUAUACAACUCAAAUAAGAAGCGUCACAUUUUAAGGGGUGGCUGGCUUGACCGGGUUUUCACACACGACACCUUAAAUGACCACAACAACAAAAAAGAUUUAACACAGAAAGUUACUCUGCUUGUUUCAUCGUCAACAUGUCGGUAGUGUUUCCGUCAGGUGGCUCAUGUAUUCUUGUUUCCUGUUAAAGCGCUUGCGUGAGACCUCUCAGCCACCGUAGUCGUCAGGGUGCUUCUUAAACAAAGCUUUUGCAGUUUAUCUUUAAAUAAGAAUCUUUAAAAAUGCUGGCUUUGAAGCUUCUACAUUUAUACAUAAUUUUUUUUCUCGCUAUAUAUUUUUUUCUCUUAUUGGCCUUAAGACAUUCCAUUCAGUUUGUAGAGUUGCAGCUUGUUUGAUAGAAAUUAGCGCUUAGAGACGUGGUGAACUGUCGCUACUUAGAGAGGAAAGAGGAUACGCACUUUGUAUUUAGCACAGCAGAUUUUGAGAGCUGCAUGUUUUGGGGAAUUCAGUUUGAGUGCUUUGCUGUUUCCUCUUAGACGGAAACAUGAUGCACUUUGUGGAUUUUGAUACUAUAUUCUAGACUCUACUUUUAAGAUACUUUAUAGGAGCUAAUAUUCUGCAAAACAAAAUAAAUAGGACAUUAAUGUAAUACUCAAAGGUGUUGAUCGCCCAAUUCAACCAGUCAGCCAAAGAAAGGAGAGCUUUAAAUGUUUAAAUAAAAAUACUCGGGCCUCAAACGUCAGGAUUCAUGAGCUUAAACAUACUUUAAGGUGUAAACUAGGGACUUGCAUUAGUUCAAAGAUGUAGAAAUUGCACUGAUUACAAUGAACACGGUUGAAAAACACUUACAAGUGUUGAACAUUCAUGGAACAAAUAACUAGCAGAAUAUUAAAAUAGACCAAAACCUAAACAAGCAGCGGAGCAUUACAGAGACUGUUUGGCUUUUUGUACAUGCACCUCAGUUUUCAAUAAAUAUCAGCACUUUGAUGGAUAAGGAUCAAAUCUGUUUUCAAAAAUCCUCAACACACAGUCCUGUUUGUAUGUUUGCUUUUCAAAACUCUCUCCUUAGCGGCCUGUGCCAUCAGCUCCAGUGUGACAAAACACUGUGAUGUAUAAAGUUCACAUCGUUGAUCUGGCCUCAGGUAAAUUGGAUAUUUCAACUAUUUCUAAACUUUUUCAGUCUAAAACUUGUUUUCAGUAAAAGAAAAAAAACUACGACACAGGCGAUCAGUCCAGGCAGAUGCAAUCGCACACUCAGGUCAAAGCUCUGCUUCAAAUGGCUGACGUGAAAUGUUACACAUCAUUUAUUCAAAGCAUAUUACAGGAGAGGAAAAAGAAUAUAAAAGAGUAUGGGAUGACUUUGUUUCUGAGUUAGUUGUUUACAUGUAGCCUUAUAACUAAUCAGUCAAAACGCAGUCGUGCAGAGAAUUAAGAAGGUCGACUGCUCAGUGGAUUUAUAACUUUUCCAUUAUGAGGCCAAACAGCGUCUCAGGCCAACUCAGAAUGAGUCAGGCAUCGGAUUAAAGGACUCUGAUUCUUGGUAAUUAUGCCCAACAUCUCUAAAUAGAAUAAAACGUAGGGAAUCAGGAAUAUUUUAGGAUUGGAAAAGUGGAAUUGACGUCUCUUAGUAUUGUAAAACGGGCCUUUUAGACACCACAAUAUUGUGUGACCUGAGAGCAGAGAUAGAAUCCUGUAACUUUAUUUUUUUGGUGAUCCUCAACUACCUGUAUGGAGGCACAAAAAGCUGAUUGGUGUUUAUCAAACACUCACAGUUAUUCCGUGUUACUGUAGAUAUACGUCAUAAGAAUUCAGGGCCAAACGUGACCAUUAGAAAUAUGGAGGAUGAGAAAUGUCGAAAUUCUCAGUCCUUGAUUUUCCUCCAUCAUUUUGCACAUUCCACGGCUGUUCACUUUCCACAAGAGGAGGAAACUUCAAGAUGUUUUGCAAGCACAUACUAUUGCACUUACCCUUCUCUUUGGUGCUUUUUGCACACGGCUCAUUCCAAAAUAAAUAAAUGUGUGCUAUAUUGUA